Molecule: messenger RNA, 2097 nt
Organism: Ostreococcus tauri
Lineage: Eukaryota; Viridiplantae; Chlorophyta; Mamiellophyceae; Mamiellales; Bathycoccaceae
Product: Glycoside hydrolase, catalytic domain
Exons: 1
Coding region: 1-2097 (698 amino acids)
Molecular function (GO): hydrolase activity, hydrolyzing O-glycosyl compounds
Source: RefSeq, a predicted model, not a curated record
AUGGCGUGGGCGUCGGCGCGCGCGGGCGCCGAGGCGUUCGGAAUCGCGCGCGUGGACUCGACGAAUCGCGCCUUCGUCGACGGUGUGACGGCUCGACGGCUCACCGCGCGCGGUGCGAAUGCGUACUCGUUGAGGUACGAUUGGUUGGGGAACGCGAAGGAGAAGGAAAAGGCGGAGAAGACGAUGGACGACGCGAUUGCGCUCGGAAUCGACGUAAUCAGGACGUGGGCGUUCAUGGACGGCGAUGAGAGGUCGUUCGACGGGCGCGCGAUGCAGCCGAGACGAGGAGAGUUUGUGGAGAAGAAUUUCGUCGCCUUGGAUGAAAUAUUAGCGCGAGCGAGGGGGAAGGUGCGAUUCAUUCUCACCCUGACGAAUCACUGGGAAGACUACGGCGGGAUCGAUCGGUACGUUCGAUGGGCGAAAGAGAGCGGCGACGCGCCCGAGAUUCACCGUCGAGAAGAUUUUUACUCCUCACCGACGUGUCGGAAAUACUUCGAGGACUUUAUCAGGAAAAUCGUCGAUCGAGUGAACACGGCGACCGGCGAGCAUUAUCGCGACGAUCCGAGCAUCUUUUCGUAUCAGCUGAUUAACGAACCGAGGAUAUCUGGCGACGCCAAGGGCGACAUCUUCCACGCCUGGUCCACCCAUUUCGUCCAGUUCAUAAAAGAUUUCGAUCGCGGGAACCAUCUCGUGAGCGUCGGGACGGAGGGAUUUUUCAUCGAAGGCGACGGAUCGGAUCUGAAUCCGUUCAACGGCGCCGAGCGACAAGGAGUGGAUAUGACGCGAUUACUCGGAUCGAGCGUCGAUUUCGCGUGCGUACACGUGUGGGCGGAUGAUUGGAUGGAUUCGGACGACGAGAGUAAGUUUCGGUUCCUCGAUCGAUGGGUUCGCGAGCAUCUUCAGCGCGCGACGCGCGCGAAUAAGCCGGUGAUAUUCGAAGAGUUCGGAAAGAAGCGUCCGAUCGCCGUUCGCGACAUGUUUUUCAAUCGCGUAUUCGAGCUCUUGCGCGUCGAAGACACCGAUCGAAGCUCUGGAGCGCUAUUUUGGCUCUUCGCCCCGGACGAGGUCCCGGAUUACGACGGCUUCACCGUCCGCUCGCCGAGCGACUCGAGCACGCUGGACAUCGUGCGACGAGAGAUCGCUUCGAUGCGCGAAUUCGUCGAAAAUCGUUCGUCCAGGGACGAUUCUGGAAUGGUAUCGCCACCACUCGCGCCACCGCCGCCGUCGCCGAUGUCGAUGCCGUCUCCGAGAGAUCCAGACGGUGAAGACGACGACGACUUUGUCGAUUUCGAAUCCGACGGCGGAGACGACGACGAUCCAUCAAAUGAAUCCUGGUCGACCCAAGACGAUGUCGCGGUGCGAACGAGCGGUGUUGUUUUGUCGUACCAGUGUCGCAUGAUUUCAUCGAACGCGCUCGAGGGACACGCGACGUACGGCGAUCACGUAUCGAUCGAGCUCGCGAUUGAAUCGACGCGCGAGCUGGACGUUCGAGUCCAAUUCAUCGACGACGCGCGGGAUAAGAUGACGCUGACGAGUCUGAAAACGACAUCUUCGUCAUCGUUCACGACGCCAGAGACGAUCUCGACGACGCACGUCGUCACCAGACGCCUGGGCGACGGCGGCGUGUACGUGAAAGAGGGACCAAUGAAGUUCAGAGUCUUCCUGAGCGUCGCCGAUUCCGCGACGGAGGUCUUCGUCCUCGACGCAGUGACGAUGGGAACGACCAUCGUAUUCGAUUCCGCCGCGCCGUUCGUCGUCGACGCGUUCCUUCGACCGUACAGGUCCACCGUGGACGGCACUCUGAGCUUCACAGUGAACUACGGCGACGUCGCCGUGCUCUACGUGUCGUUUUCGGAACCCGUUACCCCGCCAGAGGUCGUCAUGAACGGUCGUUUGGCCUUCAUAAGCGUCGCGAGUUCGCUCGGUGACGCGUACUAUGCAUAUGUUGAGAUCACGCGCGGCGUCGACGCUCCCGGAACGGAGCUCACGUUUGAAAUAGUCUCCGCGCUCGAUCGCGCGGGAAAUCGAUGCUUCACGUGCGAGAACGCCCCCGUGCGAACCACCGACGCGAGCUCGCUCAGGGUUGUCGAUGGGUGA